Messenger RNA from Gamsiella multidivaricata, 2901 nucleotides. RefSeq names its product ras GTPase-activating protein. The transcript is spliced from 9 exons. Gene Ontology annotation, molecular function: GTPase activator activity; protein binding. Gene Ontology annotation, cellular component: cell cortex. The coding region runs from base 340 to 2790 and encodes 816 amino acids. Gene Ontology annotation, biological process: regulation of GTPase activity; regulation of actin cytoskeleton organization. The record is from RefSeq and is a predicted model, not a curated record. Lineage: Eukaryota; Fungi; Mortierellomycota; Mortierellomycetes; Mortierellales; Mortierellaceae.
UUUUUUUUGUCAUCCCCCCUCCACCUCCUCUUCCAUCCUCAUCCCUACUCAUCCUUCCCCGCCCUUCCCCAUCCUUCAUCUUCGCUACUUCAUCAUCCAACUUCGACUCUAAAUCAUUGCCUCAACCUCUCUCUUUCUUUCUCUCCAGUUCACGCCCCCCCCUCUCAUCUGGCCCUGCGUUGUCCUGACCUGCUCUCUCACUUUUCAUACUUUUCACGAACAUACUCCUUACGCUGCUUUAGCACUCCCCAGCUUAUCCACCAUUAACUUCUCUGUGCGUUCAUCGGCCCCUUGCUUCCCUUCUAUUCCUGAGGCCAUCCUUUCAGCAUAUCGCCCACAAUGGCCUCUUCCUCGUCCUCCCCCUCACCAUCCAACACCACCGCCCGCAAAUCCGCCCUCCUAGCCUCCUAUGGAUACCCCUCCCAACCCGGCAUGGUCAGGGCCGUCGCUGCCGCUGCCGCUGCCGCCUCAGACAACGGGGGCCCUAAUUCGCCUGGUGGUGGUCUCUCGGGCCGGAAGGGCUCUAUUUCAACCACCCGCAGCAGCCAUCGCUACUCGCAACUGUACUCUAUGGCUGCCGAGCAGGAUGUCGAAGUUGAGGAUGACCUUGCACGAGCCCAAAAGCGUCUUCGAGAACUAAAGACAAAAAUCUCAUCUCAGUCCAAAAAGAACUUUGUCCUCGAACGCGAUGUCCGUUACCUCGACUCACGCAUCGCGCUCCUAAUCCAGAACAGGAUGGCUAUUGCCGAGCAACGUGAGGUUGCGGAGCAUCUUGAGGAGGUCGAUGCCUCGGACGGUCUGUUUCCAGAUGACCGCAAGCUGCAGUCGUACGGUAAUCUUUUCUUCCUGCUCCAGACAGAGCCACGACAUAUCGCAACGCUCUGCCGUCUUGUCUCGUUGACCGAGAUCGACACGCUUUUGCAGACCGUCAUGUUCACCCUCUACGGAAACCAGUAUGAAUCGCGUGAGGAGCAUCUUCUCUUGACCAUGUUCCAGUCGGUCUUGUCCGCACAAUUCGAAACUGCAACAGAGUUCGGAUCCCUUCUUCGCGCCAACACACCAGUUUCGCGCAUGAUGACUACAUACACCCGCCGUGGACCUGGUCAGAGCUAUCUGAAGACGGUCCUCUCAGAGAGGAUUAACAACCUCAUUGAGCACAAGGAACUCAACCUCGAGAUAAAUCCGCUCAAGGUGUAUGAGCAGAUGAUCAAUCAGAUCGAGGAGAACACGGGCUCAUUGCCGCCCCAUUUGCCCCGCGGAGUUCCACCAGAGGUUGCUGCCGCCAACGCAGAUGUUCAGGCGAUUAUCGCCCCGCGUCUGAGUAUGCUCAUGGAGAUUGCAAACUCGUUCCUCGACACCAUCCUCGAGUCGCUCGAUCAGGCGCCAUAUGGAAUCCGGUGGAUCUGCAAACAGAUCCGCAGCUUGACCAAGCGAAAGUACCCAGAUGCCACAGACUUUUCGAUCUGCUCUUUGAUCGGCGGAUUUUUCUUCUUGCGCUUCAUUAACCCGGCCAUUGUGACUCCUCAAGCUUAUAUGCUUGUCGAUGGACUACCAAGCAAACAUCCUAGAAGAACCCUUACGCUGAUUGCCAAGAUGUUGCAAAAUCUGGCGAAUAAACCAACGUACGCCAAGGAGGCGUAUAUGAUGACACUGAAUCCAUUCGUGGAAAACAAUAAGGCCAGGAUAAACAAGUUCCUCAACGACCUCUGCGAAGUCGGAGACUUUUAUGAGAGUCUGGAGAUGGACCAGUAUAUGGCGCUGUCAAAGAAGGAGAUCAACUUACACAUCACUCUGAACGAGCUAUUUAAUACCCACCAGCUUUUGUCGCAGCAUCGGGACACCCUGGCACCUCAGGAAAAACAUCAUUUGAGAGUGUGUCUCAACGAACUGGGUGCAGCACCGCCUCAAGUACCUCGUAAGGAAAACAAGACGAUUGUCCUGCCCCUCUUCAGUCGAUGGGAAACACCGAUUCAGGAUCUGCAUUCGACAUUCCUCCAGGAGACCAACAUCACUCAGGCCGAUAUCAUGUAUAUGGAGACGAAAUCGAUUCUUGUGCAGCUGAUCCGCUCUAUCCCUGGCAUUGCUGAAAAACGGCCCUUGGACCUCAUGAAGAUCGCAGAGACAGCUGCUACGACAAAGGAUGCGAUUCUAGUCCGCAAGGGCAUCAAGGUCAAAGAGAUGCUUAUCGAACUCGAAGCACUGAAUGUGGUCGAUGACCAUUUCACAUUCAUGACAGAGGAGGUCACAGAAGAGCUGAGACACUUGGGCAACCUGCGGGAAAAGGUUAAUGAGGAAGCAGCAAGUCUGGAAAGCGUAUACAAGACGAUCGGUGACCACAACAACUACCUGAGGAGUCAGCUAGACUCUUACAAGGCCUAUCUGCAAAACGUGCGCAUGCAGAGCGGAGGAGGGAAUAACCCUGGUCAAGGAUCUGGAGUUGGCGUUGUCACAGUGGGAGGCAAGGAGGCCAAGAAGGGCAAGCAGCAAGUGCUUGGGCCCUUCAAGUUUACGCACCAUCAGCUGGAGAAGGACGGUGUCAUUGCGGAGAGCAAUGUGCCGGAGAACAGACGAAGCAAUAUCUUUUUCAACAUCACUUCGCCAAUCCCUGGCACAUUCAUCAUCGCUCUACACUACAAAGGCCGCGAGAAGGCCAUUCUGGAGAUGGACUUGAAGCUGGAUGACCUGUUGGAGAAGCAACAAGAUCAAGUCCAAUUGCUCGAUUUGGAAUACGUACACUUCAAUGUGAACAAGAUACUCGCCCUGCUGACAAAGACCUUCAUCAAGCGCUAACGCUCUGGUAGCACUGGUGUCUCUAAAGUAUGGUCCGUAGGCACGAGACGCCUGCAAUAUUUCAUCUAUCUUUUUCUUUUUCUUUAAAAUAAACCGCAACUGUCCAUUCUA